GGAUUGACAGUCGCGGCUAUCCAAUCAAAAGCGGGCCUUCCCCACCAGCAAGGCGGGGGCGGGCCUGACACCGAGAAGCCCCGCCCUCGUCGACAUGUUACGUCAAAAUCGCCAUGGCCAGCUAUCCGUACGGGCAGGGCUGCCCAGGAACUGGAGGACAAGCGCCUGGAGCGCCUCCGGGUAGCUACUACCCUGGUGGAGGGCAGUAUGGCAGUGGGGUACCCCCUGGUGGCGGUUAUGGAGGAGGCCCUGCUCCUGGAGGGCCUUAUGGACCACCAGGUGGUGGAGGGCCCUAUGGGCACCCCAACCCUGGGGGACUCCCCUCUGGAGCUCCGGGAGGACCAUAUGGUGGUACAGCCCCAGGGGGUCCCUAUGGUCAGCCACCUCCAAAUUCCUACGGUGCUCAGCAUCCUGGGCCUUAUGGACAGAGACCUCCUCCAGGUGGCGCCCCCCCUAAUGUGGAUCCUGAGGCUUACUCCUGGUUCCAGUCAGUGGACUCUGAUCACAGUGGCUACAUCUCCAUCAAGGAGCUGAAGCAGGCUCUGGUCAACUCCAACUGGUCCUCUUUCAAUGACGAGACGUGCCUCAUGAUGAUAAACAUGUUUGACAAGACCAAGUCAGGCCGCAUUGAUGUCUACGGUUUCUCAGCCUUGUGGAAAUUCAUUCAGCAGUGGAAGAACCUUUUCCAGCAGUACGACCGGGACCGCUCAGGCUCCAUUAGCUACACAGAGCUGCAGCAAGCUCUGUCCCAAAUGGGCUACAACCUGAGCCCCCAGUUUACCCAGCUCCUGGUCUCCCGCUACUGCUCGCGCUCUGCCAAUCCUGCCAUGCAGCUAGACCGCUUCAUCCAGGUGUGCACCCAGCUGCAGGUGCUGACGGAGGCCUUCCGGGAGAAGGACACAGCUGUGCAGGGCAACAUUCGGCUCAGCUUUGAGGACUUCGUUACCAUGACAGCUUCUCGGUUGCUGUGACCAGCCCAUUGUAGAGAGUGGCAUGUACCAGGGGACCUUGCCUGGCUCCGUAUAGUGGAAGAAGCAUGUGGGCCUCUCUUCUUUUCCUGCCCCUCCUAGAAAAAGAUUCUCCCUUGCCUGACGCUGCACUGUUCCACAAGAAGGCUAGGUGUCCUGUGUCAUAGCCACCAAAUAGUGGGGUCCUGGGAUGAGGCCACACCGGUAGGGGCCUGCCCUAGGACAGGACUGGAAGUUGAAUGUCUUACAGCCCUGCGCAUUUAAGAGGCGCAGCCAUGCAGCAGUAACAGGAGACGCCAGUCGCUGCAAAGGGGUUAGUGUCCAGCUGGCCGGGCUCCGGCCUCCGGCUUCCCCUCCUGCGCCCCAGCACCAGCAGUGUCGCCCUUCGCACCUGUGUCCCCUCACCCGUGCUGUUCCCGUUUCUCCAAAGUGGAAUCUGACCAAGGAGGAGAAAGAUUUGCCUGGGGGAACAGUGGCUCGGAUCCCACCACCCCCACUAGUCUGUGUAUGUUAACUUCUGGGGGCCGUCCCUCCCCAGGGUGCCUAGACAGUCUGCUCUCUGGGCAUGUUGGGCCAGGCUACUGCCCUCUGCAGCUCAGACUCCUCACUAGCCCACCAUUCUCUGCUUGGCUUCAGUCCCCAGGGGGCAGUUGCUGCUCCCACUGCCAAUGCUUUUGUAAAAUUUUGUUUAAAAUGUUUUGUUCAUUUGGGGCCAAAAGUCCAGUGAAACUAUAAACUUCAAUAAAAUGAUAAAACUCUGUUCCACAUAUUCUA
Molecule: messenger RNA, 1742 nt
Organism: Pteropus alecto (black flying fox)
Lineage: Eukaryota; Metazoa; Chordata; Mammalia; Chiroptera; Pteropodidae
Gene: PEF1
Product: penta-EF-hand domain containing 1
Exons: 5
Coding region: 114-971 (285 amino acids)
Biological process (GO): COPII vesicle coat assembly
Molecular function (GO): calcium ion binding
Source: RefSeq, a predicted model, not a curated record